Molecule: messenger RNA, 634 nt
Organism: Fusarium redolens
Lineage: Eukaryota; Fungi; Ascomycota; Sordariomycetes; Hypocreales; Nectriaceae
Product: synaptobrevin-domain-containing protein
Exons: 3
Coding region: 194-547 (117 amino acids)
Biological process (GO): vesicle-mediated transport; vesicle fusion
Cellular component (GO): SNARE complex; plasma membrane
Molecular function (GO): syntaxin binding; SNAP receptor activity
Source: RefSeq, a predicted model, not a curated record
ACGUCUCACAAUCAACUUCCCUCUUCCAACCUCUCGCUACGCCAACCUCCUCUUUUCGAACAUCACAUCGACACGACACGACAGCACCGUAAUCGCGAACUUGUUCUCCUGCAUCUUCGACUUUUCGCGCCAUUCCGACCGAUACCCCUUUGUUAUUUUCUAGCGACUCAAACAUCUCCAGACCACAGCCAAAAUGCCUGAGCAGGAAGCCCCCUACGACCCCUACAUCCCCAGCGGCCAGGCUGGAGCCCAGCAACAGGGUGCUGGCGGCAAUGCCAGAACGCAGGCGCUACAAGCUCAAAUUGAUGAUACCGUGGGUGUGAUGCGUGACAACAUCAACAAGGUUUCUCAACGUGGUGAGCGCCUCGAUGCUCUUCAGGAUAAGACCGACAACUUGGCCGUCUCGGCACAAGGUUUCCGUCGAGGAGCCAACAGAGUCCGCAAGCAGAUGUGGUGGAAGGAUAUGAAGAUGCGAAUGUGUCUGAUUAUCGGUAUCAUCAUUCUACUGGUCAUCAUCAUCGUCCCCUCUGUUGUGGCUACCCGUUAAUAGCCCAAUCAUCUGUUUGGGUACUACUUGGUCCUUACGAUACACACGCUGGGACAUGACGACAUCGAAUAUCGCAAGCUAUGACCA